This is a messenger RNA of Brenthis ino (lesser marbled fritillary), 237 nucleotides long. The record is from the annotation of a GenBank genome assembly. NCBI's taxonomy places the organism in Eukaryota, Metazoa, Arthropoda, Insecta, Lepidoptera, Nymphalidae.
AUGUGGGGGGUGGUCGGGGGCGAUUGGCGAGGGCGCGGGACGCACUGCUUACCAGUCGGCGAGCGUACGCGACGCUCCGGCGCGCCGGAAGAAACGCUUCGAACAGGCCUAACAGAACCGUCCACCCCCGAGGGUGGACUACUAGUGCACAACAAAAAAAUCCUAUUCAUAGUAAGUGCAACGAGGUUAACACCCAAACAUUUGAUCCUGGGUCGCGACUUCACGACACCCCAGCUG